AUGAUAAUACGACUAAACAUCAUUAAAAUGUCAAAUUAUUUCAUAGUUGAUGAUGAAACCGGUCAUAAUUACGGGUCAAAGUUUAAUUCAUUGUCAAAGUCUAAUGAAGAUCGGGAUAUAUCUGACAGUAAAUUUGUUACAAAUAUUCGCCUAGGACGCAUUACAUUCAACCGACCGAUUGCAGAUUGGGAUUCUCUCCUGUGUAGGAAUGACAGCACGAAUAUUAAGAAUGGUCGAAGUUGUUCAAAGUCGCGAUUUUGUUGUACUAAACAACGGUGCAAAUCGUACUCAUUGUACUGUCUAAUGUCUAUUCUACCAUGUAUUAAUACACUACUGCACUAUAAUUGGCGGUCGGAUCUAUUGAAGGAUAUUUGUGGUGGCUUGACUAUAGGCGUUAUGAAUAUUCCACAAGGUAUGGCGUAUUCAUUACUUGCCGGUUUACCACCAGUCUAUGGUUUGUAUGUAAGCUUUCUAAGUCCUUUGUUCUAUGCAAUAUUUGGACGUUGUGCGCAACUGUCGAUGGGUACAUUUGCUGUUAUCAGCCUACUGAUUGCUGGACCUAUUGAACAGUUUAGUUCAAAAGUUGAGUUACAUUACCGUAAUUCUAUUAUAAACACCAACUUUACAAACGCCGACCUUACAAUGGAUGACAAGCUAAAAUUGAGUGUUGAGCCAAGGUUAUUAGUAGCAAUAACACUAACAUUUCUUGUUGGAAUUAUGCAGCUUAUCAUUGGGUUCUGUCAACUGGGUACGCUUACAUCGUAUUUAGCUCCAGCAAUGGUGUCUGGUUACACAUCUGGUUCAGGAUAUCACGUACUCAGCAGUCAGAUUAGCUCGUUAUUCGGUGUGAAAGCUGCUAAAAAGUACCAAGGACCUGGAUCUUUUUUCUGGUUAGUUAUUAUCACUGUGAUUGUUGUUUCAAUUUUACUUUAA
This is a messenger RNA of Heterobilharzia americana, 933 nucleotides long. The record is from the annotation of a GenBank genome assembly. Lineage: Eukaryota; Metazoa; Platyhelminthes; Trematoda; Strigeidida; Schistosomatidae.